Messenger RNA from Spinacia oleracea (spinach), 513 nucleotides. RefSeq lists its product as uncharacterized. NCBI's taxonomy places the organism in Eukaryota, Viridiplantae, Streptophyta, Magnoliopsida, Caryophyllales, Amaranthaceae. The coding region runs from base 1 to 513 and encodes 170 amino acids. The transcript has a single exon. The record is from RefSeq and is a predicted model, not a curated record.
AUGUUUAAGAAUGUGGCCCAGAGUAAGCCUCGUUUGUACCAAGGGGAAAUAGACCCAAGUGUACUUGAGAACUGGUUAAAAGAGUUCGAUAAGCUUAUAUUAGCUGUAAAUUGCCCAGAAGACCUUAGGGUCAAUAGUGUUGUGUAUUACCUUAGGGGAGAAGCUGAUCUUUGGUGGAAAAGGUGUGAGAAUGCUUUGAGAGCUACACCUGGAUUUGGAUGGGAAUUAUUCAAAGUUGCCUUAAGAAACAAGUUUUAUCCGCCAUACCUGAAAAAGCAGAAAGCCCAAGAGUUAAUCGAGCUAAGGAUGGAAGGGAUGUCUAUAACUGAAUAUUAUUCCAAGUUCAUAGAGCUGUCUAGGUUUGCACAUGAAGUGUUGGCAACAGAGGAGCUUAGAGCUCAGAUAUUUGAGAGUGGAUUAACUAUGGAUUUGCAAAUGAUGCUUGCUGGAGAGACCUUUACCUCUCUCAACACCCAGUACGGGAAAGCUGCCCAUCUGUAUGGUCUGCAGUAA